AUGACCACACUCCAACAGAUUGAGCCGGCCACGCUGAAAUUCAACAGCCACUUGGCAGUGUCGCUCUCCGGCAACGGCACGUCCUUCAUCGCGUCGGCGGGGGAGCUGCCCAGCGAGCUGCUCCUGACGCAGUUCGCCGACAAGAGAACCACCAAGAAGAAGGUCAAGAAGAGCGCCGACAGCAACGUGAUAGUCGAGGAGGACAUGGUCAUGUGCUCGCAGGACCCCGCGGCAGUCUACGACGGAGAAAUUGACGUCCUCCUGCUGUUCUCCAAGUGCGUCGAGAGCUCAACGCUGGCCACGGUCGAAACGUGGGCACUGGACAUGCACAAGAUUGUGGAGGACACUGUCAGGUCGUACGAUGGCGUGACCCUAACGUUCAAGGCCACGAUGGUGUCUGGGAGCUGCUCGAAGUCGGCGUACGGCACUGCGGCCGAGGUCACUGGAGACGACUUGGAUCGGGCCGCUGCACUCCCGGGUCUGGGCGACGUCUACCCCCUCGACUCGGUAACAAGCGCAACUGACGGCUUCACUGCGGUCAUCUCCUUCGCGACGGACGAAACUUCGUACAACGAGAUCUUGUCGUUCGAGAACGUCAACCAGAUCGCCAACGUGGUCAACUUUCAGCUGAGCGGCAGCAGCGAGAACUGCGAAGGCGGGUCGGAGAGCUGCAUCGAGCUGAAAGAGGACGACGACCUCUUCAUGUACAACCCGUUCACUGUCACCCAGUCGCUCAACUGCGCGGACCUCGAGAACGGCGUCCCGGUCACACUCGUCGGCGACGAUGGCACCCGCCAGUGCUUCUGUGGCUGUCCUGCUGGCUACGAAAUGAAGACGAAGGGGAGCGAUAAAGCGUGUGUAAAAGUCGGGAGUGCCUCGACCUGUGUGUGGAGCAAGGUGAGCGGCUUCAAGCACCAGGUGAACACCAAGUCCAGCGUCUGCACAUUCGACCACGUCGUGGACAAGUGGGGGAUCCCGCUGCCCCUCCCGACCAGCGGGUAUGGUUCCAGUAAGCUGUUGCUGCUUGCGGAUGCCUCGCUGGACCCACGCAUCCGCGUGUCUGCAGUGAAGAAGCAAGACCCAGAGUACUACGCAGGCUUCCUCAUCCCUAUCCUCAGCAGCGUUCAAUCGUCUUGGCCCCUAAAGUUUUCAGAGGUAGUGGCAAAAACUCCGAGCGCAGCAAAGUUUGACCCAAUGUAUUCAAGCGGGGACGAUCUCCCCAUACACGACGCUGCCAAGACUUGGAAAGACUACCAGUCCAACCGAGCUGAAGCCGUGAACAGUAUCGUUUUCAAGGACUACGGCAAGUACCGACUGGAGAUGGAUGCGUACGACUACUACUCCAGCGCUUCAUGCGCUGGGUGUAUCGCUAUCCUAGAUAACUAUCGGCCUCGAGCUGCCACGAAGUGUCCGUCUAGCUUCUGUGACUCGGUGUCAGGUACCGCUGAUUGUGGAUGCACGGCCGAGCUAACGCUCGACAACAUGGCCAAGGCAAACGGACUGAUCCAACAGUACAUCGACUUCGGGGAGCAAGCCGAGAACGACGGCUGCAGCGGGAACAACCGCUGCGACUUGCACCAGUUCACCAAGAAGAAUUUCUUCGAAUCCAAGUACACUCGCUAUUCGCACGACGAGAGUAUCUCGUGCUUCGACCCGGACUUGGUCCUCGGCGAUAUCCUGUAUCACGAGAAGAUGGCCGUAAAUCCGCUGAAAAAGACUGACGGCACAUGCCACGACGUCGUGAAGCCCGUGCCGGCGGGUCAAUGCACGCGCUGCUGCAAAAUGUCGACUGCGCUGCGGGAGUUCUGGACGGAUUAUCGGUGUGGAUCUGACUACGAUGCGCGGUAUUGCGAGGGUGACAGCGAUCAGACGUGUACAUUUGAGCAGUGCCUGGUGGUUAAUGGCGACACGCUGGCAACUGUCACCGCUCGGAUCAAACCCGGUAUCGCUGACGAGUCCAAGAAAGUUUUGCAGCAGCUGCACGAGGAAGACUACCAGACUGUGACCCAAGUGCACCGUGCACUCGAGUGUACGUCGUACUACGGCGACGACGGCCAAUGCGUGUACAUGGCGAAGCUUUCCGAGCUUAUCGAGACGACGCAGACUUUGAACUUCGAGGGAGAUCUCGAUCUCAACAGCUUCGUCCAUUGGCGCUUCAAAGUGAACGGCGACUCGGAGAAGUGGCAGCUGUGGAAGACCAGGCGCCAAACGAGCGCUGAAACCGGGUGCCACUGGGCGACCUGCGAAGCUGUGUACGACAACGAUGCGGUGCUGACGUUCUCCGACCCCGAGACGAAGAUAUCGAUCGAGGCGUGGACGCAGUGUGGACUGGUGCGCAGUUUCUUCUUCUACGUGCAUCUACACGUGAACAGUGCCGUGGAUGUGUGCAAACACUUCGACGAGAUGUGGUACCAGACGUCCGUCUCACGACUCCCGAUCGCAGCGCAAAUGUGCGCGUACCCUGGCAGCGACUUCGCUGAGUUGACGUUUGAUUUUCACCCGAACGUUGGCCUCCAAUACUCGCGCACUCAGUUGGGGAUGAAGGUGUCCGAGGUUGUUUGUACCGGAACGUUGGAGAACCGCACUCCAGUUGAAAUCCUCAAGGUGACGAAAGACUCGCCUGAGAUCGUAACGCGCUUCGGCGUGGAGAUACUGCACGCUCCGAGUACCGAGGCGCUCACGAACUUCGAUGUAUCGUGCGACUUCACGUACCUGGAUUACUCAGGGACUGCUCAUGCGAAGACGUGCGGUCGGUCGUUCUCUAUUGCCGACUGCAAAGGCCCGCAGUUCGAUUUACCGAACGCAGAGUGCGAGUUCGACGCAUGCGCGGGCAAAGCCAAUGCUGGCUUGUACGAGGCAUGCGGUGGGAAGAUCAUCAGGAGCACGGAGACCAGCACCUACGUGGAUUCGGGCGAGAAAGAGUGCUGCCAAGGCUGCGCACAUACGAAGGUUGUGUGCACGGGGCUGAUGGAUGUACCCGAGACGGAUGCCGAGCUCAUGCGUUGUGAACCUGCGGGUGUCAACGGGGCUUACGGAAACUAUUACUUCCCCGUCUCCUUGCUCGCCCAGGUCACACAUAACCACGCUGUCGCCAUGUUGCUGCUGAGCGGUGGGGCGGUGGCUGUUGCGACCACACUCGUAGCUCUUCGCCGCCGCAGAACUGCUAUAAGUUCUGCGCAGUUUGACUACGACGCGUACCUGCCGCUGCUGUCCUAG
Molecule: messenger RNA, 3216 nt
Organism: Phytophthora sojae
Lineage: Eukaryota; Oomycota; Peronosporomycetes; Peronosporales; Peronosporaceae
Exons: 1
Coding region: 1-3216 (1071 amino acids)
Source: RefSeq, a predicted model, not a curated record